UUGGGGCUAACACAGCAUCCCACUCACCCAGAUGCUAAGCAGUUUGAUUGACUGAAUAAUAUUGAGUGAAUCACACAUGUCGGAUGGCUGUGGGAUAAGGAUUUUAUUUGAUCUUUUACACUCCAUUUUUUUUGACCUGUGAAAAACAGAGACUGACUUGUGAACUGGAGAUUUAGAAUUCAGAUUGGAAGGAGGGGAAAAAAUUCUUACCUCAUCUUUAUUGUCAGUGGUUGAAUGAUUCCCAAGAGAAUUAGGUGUUUGGUGAAAUAUUGGUUUUUGUGUACUUGAGUGAAAAAGAGAGAACCACUUGUGUUACUGUUAAUGGAUAUGGGAUUUUAACCUUAAUAUAUAAUGUUUGUAAAUAGUGGUUAAACAGGCAGUACAAGUUUUAUGAUGGGAAAAAGCAGUACUUUGGGCAAAAAGAAGAAGCUGAAAGCUGAGGCUCCUAUCCAGGAUGUGGAUAAGCUUCAGGCUGAGGUGGAGAAAGUUAACCGCUCCCUGGCGUACAUCAAAGCCGUGGUGCAGUACCAGAAGCCUCAGGUUAUCCCCAACACUGCCACAGUCAUCCUAGAGAAUGUUAUGGAUGUCUUCAAUCUGCUCAACAACUUCUUCAAUGCACAAGACAGUUCUGUGCUAGUGUCUAGGCAGAACAAAGUAUGCCAGUGCCUGGCUUGCUUUAUCCAAUGGGCUGAUGACAUUCUUUUACACGACAACAAGGAGGUGAAUAAAUCCACAGCUCUUGAUAUCAUUUCUGCCUUGUCGGCUGGUGUACAGGAGCUUAAAGAGGUGGGUGUGUCCAAACUACAGCACAGGAAGAAUGAUGUGGCAGAGCAGUUGUCCCCAGAUGCCUUCAAAAACCAUCCAGAAUGUAGCAAGCGAGCCUCACUCCCAGAUCUUCCACUGACACCCCGAGAGAAGGAGAUUCUGGAUAAGACAGGAGAGAUUGGUGUGUAUGAUAACCCCACCUUCCCUGCCUCUCGCUCUCAGGACAGUAUAUGUAGCUUACGGAGGGAUCAUCCUGAUCUUGGAGAGUUACCUCCCCCACCCAAACCCCCACUGCCAAAAGAUCCAGAAGUUGUCCGCAGACUUGUGUCCCAGCAUUCUCAACAAGAUAAUCUUGAUGGACCACCUCCUCUUCCCCAGAAAGAAAACAGAGAUUCCCUGACAAACUCCCUCCAUCGUUUGGGAAGCCAGUCAGAUGUGUGUCAGAGUCCAUCGAACAGAAACAGUGUCACCACGUCCAGUUUGACCUCCAGCCCAAGCCAGUCUCCACACAACAGCAUGGUCUUUUCAGGCAAUUCCCCUCAUAAUAGUCUCCUAGUGACAGGGUUCUCUCCUAACCAAUCACCACACACUAGUGUUUUAUUGACAAGUCACAAGACACCAGACCACUCCCCCAAUAGCAGUGUGAUUCUCCCCAGUAAUGUGUCAAGUGAACUUUCCACAAGUUUAGGGUUUAAUUCUUCAGAUUGUAUGUCACAUUUAGAUAAUUCAUCAGCUAGUGCUAGUAGUUUAGGGUCAGGAUUAAAUCAUUCUGCAGAUGAUUUACCUGAGACUGAAGCAAUGAGGACCAGUAGAGCAAACAGCUUCACAAAGACAAUGUCUGAAGGACGAUUAGAACAUUUCCAUGGCAUGAACAAAGGCAUCUCUGCUUCAGAUGGAACUGUCAACCAGAUAAACCAAUUAACUAUACAAAUAGAUCAACUAACCUCAGACAUAGCAUCCAUGACAAGGCGGAAUGGGGUCGAAAAUUUACAGCCCCCUCCCUUACCAAAUAAAAAAGUAAACAGACUACCAUCUCAGUAUGACAAUGUAGAUGGGCAAUGUGUGCAAUUUUCAAGUACCACUAGUUCUUAUCGUAAGACCAGUAGUGUGAUCAGUUCAACAGAACAUAGGACUUCUACUUCUUCAACUGGGAGUGGACAUUCAGGUUAUCAUAAGACGAGUUCCUUUGUACAGCAGACUAGCUCUCAGGAAUCGUAUUCCAGUUCUGAGACUUUCUCUAGUGCCAGUCACUCCAGUAUGGAGAGUUUACCUUUGAGACCACCCCCUCUUCCACCAAAGAAAAAACACAUACAAGACUACAUGCACUCUAUUGGAAACUACACCCAGCCUGAGGCUGUGCCUGAUUGUAACUACUCCAGGCACUCUAUCAACUUCUACGAGACUCAGUGGCACCAACACCAGAUGGAGCUUCACCACCAGAUGUACCCAAGAUCAAACACUUUCAGUGUCAUCUCCGACAUUAGUACCGAUUCCUCGUUCAGCAGCAGUGCCCCCACCAGUCCUGCUAUCCCACCCCUCCCAACCAAACGAAGGGACAGUGAAAAGCGAGCGAGUCUGUUGUCUAAUGUGUCUGCACAUUCAGACACAUCAAUGGAGUGUAACAGAGAGAAAGCCUGCAGUGUGGUAGAGGGACCAACUCAAACAAUCGAAGGAGAGCUGAAGCGAGCUUCUGCUCCCCCGGGCCAAGUAGUGAUGGAAACAAAAUCCCCUGGGUCACCCAAGGUUGACAUACCAAAGGAUUCUGAUUCGGACUUCGCUGAACUUAAUCCCCUGGAUGAUGUUGAUGUGUCUGAUCAACUCAUCAAAAAAUCUGAGGGGGAAGAAGGUCCCGAGAUCAGAGGGGGUUCUGUGGAUGCUCUUGUUGUCCAUGCAACAUCUGUGGGAAAACAAGGCUCAGUAGAAGAUUUGACUGAUGAGGAGUUCAUGUACCAGGAGGCUUUUCUGACCACCUACAGAACCUUCAUCUCUCCUCAUGAUCUCAUCGACAAACUGCUGUACCGCUUCCACAAAUUCCACCAUGCCAGUGAGAAAAAGAAGAAAGUUGCCAGGAACACUUUCUCACUUCUAAUCAGGGUCAUUGAUGAAUUAAGCCAAAAAGAGAUGAACCAGGCAACAACAGAGAAAAUGAUGAGUUUGGUUUUUGAACUCCUGUGUCAGGGUGAUCUUAUGCUAGCCAAGGUAUUGAGGAAGAAGGUCAUCGAGAAGUGCGAGAGCAAGAAAACGGCCCCUGACCCCUUCUCCUCCAUGACUUUCACUUCCUCUAUCACACUCAAGUCCAGUCCGUCAGAUUUUCUGUUUUACAAGUCACAUGACAUUGCGGAACAAAUGACCCUUUUAGAUGCAGAGCUCUUCCAAAAAAUAGAGAUUCAUGAAGUUUCACUAUGGGCCAGAGAACAGUCUGAGGAGCUUAGUCCUAAUCUUACAGAGUUCACAGAACACUUCAACAAAAUGUCUUACUGGUGUCGGACCCAGAUUCUGACACAUGAUGAAGCCAAAGACAGAGAAAAAUAUUUCUUCAAGUUCAUCAAAAUCAUGAAGCAUUUACGGAAGUUAAACAACUUCAACUCUUACCUUGCUAUUCUGUCAGCAGUGGAUUCAGCUCCAAUCAGACGACUAGAGUGGCCAAGGCAAAACUUAGAGGCAUUAAAAGAAUUCUGUCAGUUGAUUGACAGUUCAGGGUCAUUCAGAGCUUAUCGGCAGGCGCUGGCUGAAACAGAACCACCCUGUAUACCCUACAUUGGUCUGAUUCUACAAGACUUGACUUUUAUCAACAUUGGAAACCAAGACUUGCUGCCAGAUGGAAGCAUUAACUUUGCCAAAAGAUGGCAACAGUUUAACAUCUUAGACAAUAUGAGAAGAUUUAAGAAAUGCAACUACCAAAUAAAGAGGAAUGAGAAGCUGAUAAACUGUUUCAAUAGCUUUGAUGACUAUCUCAGUGAGGAAAGUUUAUGGCAGAUAUCAGAGAAAAUUAAACCACGUGGUGGCAACAAGAAACGGCUAGAAUUUGACAGCUAAGUGUGGUGGUGUUGUAGUGGUUCAUAGGUGGUGCUGUGAUCUGAAUUCUGCUGAUUUUCCAUCACAUUUCAUGAUGUGGUCAGAUUUACAAUGAAUUAAAAAGUGAUACUGUGUAUUUAUCAUACAGGGCCAUAAACAGAUGUCAUUGAAUAUUCACAUGCAUUAUCAAUUUUUGUGCGACUUUCAUACAAGUUGAGGUGUCUCCUAAAUGCCAUAGAAUUUACUUAAUACACUCUACAUCCAUAAUUUGUGUAUUCUUGAGAUGUUACGAAGGCUGUACAAGGUGUAAUUUAUUGUUAUUUUGCUAUGUUACUUAGAUUGUUAUUUUGACCAAUCCCAAGCCUCUGGGAUUACGUGUUACAGAUUAUUACGAUUGUUAUGUGUGAUAACUGAAUGAGAUCGAUUGGUUGUACAUGUAUAAUUAUUUAUUCCAAGAAUGUUUUCUUUAUGAAGAUUUGGUUGAUAGCAAAUUCCUUGGUACUAAUAUAUGCUUUCAAUUUGAAUAUUACAAAUGAUAAACACAGAUAAUGUUUCAUGUGUACUAUAAUUCUAAGCACUAUUUAGACAUGCAAAUUCAUGAAAAUUGAAUAUUUUCUGUAUUAACAUAAACUGAGAUAUUUCUUGACAGGGAACCAACAGUUGUAUGUGUAUUUGGUUAUAAUUGUGCCAAAUUUUGUCUCCAUUGUUUAUUGCAUGAGGAAUGAAACCCCCCUGAAGUUUUUUUUUAAAAUUUAAUUUAUACACAUUGUUUAUGUAUACAAGUGCUUUGAUAGUUACACCAUUUUAUAAAAGUUAUGUAAUUUAUUUCAAUUUUUAUAGAAAACUUGCUGUGAUUCAAUAGUUGCAAAAUUCUGUCCUCUGUAUAUCGUACAGUUGAUAUCGGGUAUUGCAGUGGACAAGUGUGCUAAAGACAGAUACAUGUAACUGUUACUUUAAAGAUUGUAAAUAGAACAUGCGUACAAGAAACAGUGCAUUGUUUUCUUUUUGGAAUGUCAGUAAGUCACUCAGUGUUUUGUAGUUCUACAGAAAUGCCAACCUAAGAUUACAUUAAUCAAUCAGCAGUAUUACUGUUAUACAGUUUAAGAUUCAUGGGAUAUUGCUUUUCUCUACAAUGGUCCAUGUAAUUCUAAAUGUAAUGGUAUUUUUUUUUCUUGUAGUACCACAGAAAGGAGAAAAUAAGUUCAGAAAUCUUAUGUUUACACUUCCAUGUUGUAGCUCACAGGACUUGACAGUAGUUCACAGUACUGAUGUGUUCAUCCUGUAACUGGAUGUUGUUGGAACAUAAUCUUAUGUAUAGGAAAAGGACAUUUGUAGUCAUGGCUGGUGUUCAGACUGACUUGUUGUGAAUUGUUAUAGCUGAGUGACCUAGUAUUUAUAUGUAAAUAGUCACCCUUUAUGCAGUUAUUAAGAGUAUACUGUAAUAAAGAAAUAAUAAUGAAUUGA
Messenger RNA from Saccostrea echinata, 5244 nucleotides. RefSeq names its product rap guanine nucleotide exchange factor 1-like. Gene Ontology annotation, biological process: positive regulation of GTPase activity; Ras protein signal transduction. The transcript is spliced from 20 exons. Gene Ontology annotation, molecular function: guanyl-nucleotide exchange factor activity. Gene Ontology annotation, cellular component: plasma membrane. Bases 391 to 3801 code for a protein of 1136 amino acids. Lineage: Eukaryota; Metazoa; Mollusca; Bivalvia; Ostreida; Ostreidae. The record is from RefSeq and is a predicted model, not a curated record.